Messenger RNA from Microplitis demolitor, 785 nucleotides. RefSeq lists its product as hypothetical. The coding region runs from base 15 to 533 and encodes 172 amino acids. Lineage: Eukaryota; Metazoa; Arthropoda; Insecta; Hymenoptera; Braconidae. The record is from RefSeq and is a predicted model, not a curated record. The transcript has 4 exons.
UCCGCCUAGACAAAAUGGAGAAACAAUACGCGACUAUUUUUUAUAAAAAAUUGGGCGUCCACAUUGUAGUGCCCAGUGAAUGGCCGAGUCGUGCAGAAAGCCUACUGUUGACCUUAGCAGAGAGGAUAAUCGAACAAUUCGACUAUGUCAGUCCUAUUCUACAAAUCAAUAAUAUACCAACACGAUUGAGCCGUUGCAUUAAUAUGCUUGGAGUUUAUUACAUUUUUGAAAAAGUGCCCGAAAAAGAAAUGAUGGGUGCUUAUAUCAUCAAUGUAGAUGUUCCCAAAGAUGGAGAAAGUAUUAAGAUAGAAAUUACAAGCGGAAGGAAUUUGGACAACACGUGGUCAAAUAACGCGACGUCUGUCCUACCAGAUGUCAGUAGAAUAUUACAUCAGCCGAUAUUUCCAAAAUUGUGUGGGAACGUGCUAUCGAGUAUAAACAACAACAAAAGCACAGUUCGUCGACGACUACUUCGGAGUAUUAAGCGAAUUCAUCAACGGAAGCACAGCUGCGGUUUUCCAGCAAAACAUUGAAUAAACGCGUCUCGUUAACUGCUUUGGGGAAUUAAGUGAGUUUUCUGAACCUCAUUAUCUAUUUCAAACAUUAUUAAACUCUAUUCUAUGGGGACAUUUCUUCAAAUUAUCUUGUUUGACAUUGUUACAGAUUGCAGUUAAACAAUGAAAUGAUGUCAUGCUGCCUUUUGCGGUCGCCGUGAUAUCAUCUCAUGCCACUAGACAUUAUCAAUUAAGCUCAGCAGACUCUACGGAGAAGUUUAUUAGGUCAUA